AUGGGCCGCGCCGAAGUAGGCAGCACGAAAUGGGUCUCGAACCAGGCCAAGUCGAAAGGGCUCGGCCGGCUGCGGUGGUACUGCCCCCUCUCCAACCGCCAGAUGGGUGACGAGAACGGGUUCAAGAUGCACAUGCUGGUGGUGGGCGAGGACCCCAAGAAGGCCAUCAACGAGUUCUCGAACCAGUUCAACAACGACUUCCUGCAGCAGCUGCGCACGUCGCACGGCACCAAGGCGGUGCUCAUCAACCACUUCUACCAGGAGUACAUCGCCAACAAGCAGCACACGCACAUGAACGCCACCAAGUGGCCCAGCCUGACCGAGUACGCCAAGCACCUGGGCAGGGAGGGUAUAUGUAGGGUGGAGGAGACGGAUAAGGGGCUGCAGAUCGCGUGGAUAGACAGCAGCCCCGAGGCGCUGAAGCGGGCCGAGGCCAUCAGGAGGAAGGAGAUGCAGGACAAGGGCGACGAGGAAAGGGAGCUGAGGAUGAUACGUGAGCAGCAGAAGAGGGCCGGGAAGGCGGCGGAGGAGCGGAGGAGAGGGAAGGGCCAGGAGGCCGACGAGCCCGGGGAGAAGCAGGACCUGCAGAUCAAGGACGGCGAGAAGAUCCAGCUGUCGUUUGGCGUGCCCAAAGAGGACAAGAAGCAGGAAGAAAAGAAGGACACGUCGGGGAAAGGGACUGAGUCACCGCCGAAAGAGGGCCAGGCCGUCACGGAGGCCGAGCCCACAAAGCCAGAGGGUGCGAAGCCCGCAGGAUUCUCGUUCGGCGCCAAGCCGCCGCAAGCAAAGAAUGUCUUUGCGCAGGCGAAGAAGAAUGCGCUGGGCGGCGGUGCGAAGAAAGCAAUCAAGAUCGAACAGCCAAAGAAGAUGAGCGAGGCUGAGAGGAUCAUGCGGGAAGAAUUAGACAGGAAACGAUCACGAGAGUCCUCAGGAGGAGGAGGGUUUCACAAGAAACCUCGCCUUGGUUAG
This is a messenger RNA of Diaporthe citri, 969 nucleotides long. RefSeq lists its product as uncharacterized. Bases 1 to 969 code for a protein of 322 amino acids. Gene Ontology annotation, biological process: DNA damage response; DNA replication. The transcript is spliced from 2 exons. Gene Ontology annotation, molecular function: double-stranded DNA binding. The record is from RefSeq and is a predicted model, not a curated record. Gene Ontology annotation, cellular component: nucleus. NCBI's taxonomy places the organism in Eukaryota, Fungi, Ascomycota, Sordariomycetes, Diaporthales, Diaporthaceae.